AUUAUAACAAGUCUUUUCAGUUUGAUAGAUAACAAAAUCAUAAUAAAAUCUAUUGAAAUCAGACCUGGCAAUCCGUGUCUACAUGUUGUGUAUUCGUGUCAGACACAAAUUUACAUAACACGAAUUUGGUAGAUACGAACACGACGCAAAUUAUAAAACGUGUUUGGGGUAUAAAUACGAACACGACACGUAAAAAAUUUGAGUGACACAUGACACAACACGAAUAGACACGUUUUUAAGCCGUGUUACACGAAAACACGAAAAAACACGAAUAGACACGUUUUUAAUAGCUUUUUUUAAGCUAGGGCUAUAAACUAUUUAUUGACUUUUACGAAAUUGGCCCUUAAUAUAUUAUAAAUACAAAAUUUAACCCUAAAAUAUAUAUGUGUAUAUAUGUGUUUGUACGUGUCAUGUGUCAACACGAAUUUGUAUCGUGUCUUAUACGUAUCUAAACAGAUAAAUUCGUGUUUGACACGUGUAAGACACAAAACAUGAAUUUAAAAUACCUGUGAGACACAAAUAAACACGAAACAUGAAUUUGUAAAACACAUACUCGGAAAACUCAUAUCGUGUUCGUAUCGUAUUAAUCUUGUUGUGUAUCAAAUUGUCAGGUCUAAUUGAAAUGGACUAAAUUUGCAAUUUUAGAACUAGAAACGACUUUAACUAUAAAAAUAGGCAAACCAAAGGACCAAAUUUCCAGUUUCCUCUGUAUAAUAUCUAAACGGUGAUAAUAUUAAAUUGUAAAGAAGAAGAAAUAGGCGAAGACUUAAUCCAGACAUCCAUCCGGCUACGAUACCAUGGCAGCCCUUCUCCUUCAUUCAUCUGAACGACUUUCUAAAACAUGGCUAAACCGAAUUUUUGCAGUCAUCUACGCCACCGUCGUUUCUUUUCUUCUCCUUCGCCACUGCCGUAAUUUAAUCUACUCUCCAACUCCAAUCUCCAUCACUCUGUUUCUAGCCGACUUUGUGUUAGCUUUUAUGUGGUUUACCUCCCAAUGCUUUCACUGGAAUCCAAUUCAUCGCCGUGUUUUCCCCGAAAACCUGCAACUGUAUGUGGAGGAGAGAGAGUAUCCGGCGUUAGAUGUGUUGAUUUGCACGGCUGAUCCCACCAAAGAGCCACCAGUUGGAGUGGUGAACACGGCCUUAUCUGUAUUGGCAUAUGACUACCCGACGGAUAAGCUUUCCGUUUAUAUAUCAGAUGAUGGAGGGUCUGAAGUGACACUGUAUGCGUUCAUGGAGGCUGCUAAGUUUGCUAAGCAUUGGAUUCCAUACUGCAAGAAGCAUAAUAUUGUUGAUCGGUCUCCUGAAGUGUAUUUUGAAAGUGAUCCUGUUUGGUUCCCUGAGAAAGAUGAAAUCAAGGCGAUGUAUGAAAGAAUGAAAUCAAGGGUGGAGAAGGUGGUGCAAAGUGGUGGCGUAUGUUUGGAUGAGGUGAAGGAAUCUGAAAUUCGUGAUGCUUUCAGUAAAUGGACGCCUAAUUUCUCGCGUCGACAUCAUCCCACAAUUAUUCAGAUUAUAUUAGACAACACUAUAGACAAAGAUGUCGGAGGUGGUGUAAUGCCAAAUCUUGUCUACGUUUCUCGAGAAAAAAACAACAAGAAGCCCCAUAAUUUUAAGGCUGGAGCACUCAACGUACUGCUUCGAGUGUCAGGCUUGAUGACGAAUGGACAGAUUGUCCUUGUUCUAGAUUGUGACAUGUUCUCAAAUGACCCUGAAACGCCACUUCGUACAUUAUGUUAUUUUAUGGAUCCAAAUGCUGAUUCAAAGCUUGGAUUUGUUCAAUUUCCGCAAAGAUUCAAAGGCAUCAACACGAAUGACAUUUAUGCUUCGGAGUUCAAGGCCGAGACACAAAUUUUAAGCCUUGGCAUGGAUGGCUUGUUAGGCGCUCAGUUUAUGGGUACUGGAGGCUUUUUCAAACGACAUGUUAUUAGCAAUGACUCAUGCUUUGGAUUCAUUAAAGAUACAAUCAUGCAAAAAAACAUCUCAAUUCCAAUAAGCACUAAAGAUGUUUUGGUUUUAGCGCACCAAUCAGCAAGCUGCGACUAUGAGGAUAAUACAAAAUGGGGAUCCGAGAUUGGAUUUCGAUAUGGCACCUUAACUGAGGACACCUACACAAGCUUUCGACUUCAUUGUGAAGGAUGGAAGUCGAUUCUUUGCAAUCCAAAAAGAGCCGCGUUUCUUGGAGGUUCGCCAACCAAUUUGAAUGAUGCCCUAACCCAAAUCAAACGAUGGUACAUGGGAUUCCUCGAAAUAUUCUUUAACAAAUAUUGCCCAAUAACGUAUGGAAUUCGAUCAAUGAAUCCUCUACAUGCUUUAUGUUACACACACUACACACUUCGUUCCUUUUGGUCGAUUCCAAUCAUUGUCUACGCAUUCUUGCCUCAAAUUUCGCUCCUCAACUCCUUCCCAAUCUUUGCAAAGGUUUCGGAAGGUGGGAUUUCCUUGCAUGCGUUUCUAUUUCUUGGAGCUUACGGAAAAGAUUUUGUAGAUUUUGUGGUCUUUGGAGGUGGAUCGAUGCAAAGGUGGUGGAACUGGCAAAGAAUGUGGUUGAUAUGGGGGCUAUCGAGUCACCCAUUUGCAAUGCUCGAGUGGUCACUAAAAUCCUUCGGUUUUUCAACAUCUGGGUUCAAUGUUACCAGCAAAGUGAUUGAGGAAGAACAAAAAAGACUAUACGAACAUGGAGUGUUUGAUUUUGGAGUUGAAUCAGUCUUGUUUUUUCCAUUUAGUGUCGCAUCAUUGAUCAACUUGUUUUCGUUUGUAAAAGGCUUUAUGGAGGUUUUCAUAAAUGGGAGGUUGGAAGAGUUUUUUGUCCAGAUGUUCAUAUCUGGAUUUGUGGUGGUAAAUAGCUGGCCGAUAUAUGAAGGCAUGGUUUUAAGGAGAGAUCGAGGAAGGAUGCCAUUGAAGUUGAGUUUAACAUCAAUGUCAACGGCAAUUGCGAUUUUCUUGGCAUCCUCUUUGAUUUUUUAACGUUCAAGAGUAUAAUUUGAAGAACCAAAGAUGAACCUGCAUGUGAAGGCCAAAUUGAUCACAUCCUGGCGACGAAUAUAGCAACACCUAUAGAUUGUGCACUUUCACUGCAUCUAAAACAAGUUUCUUCUAAUUGAUGAUAUUAUGAUAUUCUGUAUUAGAAUCACUGGAAUCAUUACAACACAAUAGGGUAUCGUGCACGAAUUUUAGCCUAAGACAAAAUCCGUUGUAAUUUGCGACGCAUCUCCCAUAGAAUGUAAUAGCAGAGUUUUAUUUAAGACAUUUCUAACAGAAUAACAGACGGAUUAGCAAUGUAUUUAUACAUUUGGUUAAUCCAUCAUAAAAUUUUAAAAGAUUACAUGCAGAUUACAUACACAAAU
Lactuca saligna is the source of this 3343-nucleotide messenger RNA. NCBI's taxonomy places the organism in Eukaryota, Viridiplantae, Streptophyta, Magnoliopsida, Asterales, Asteraceae. The record is from the annotation of a GenBank genome assembly.